CUUGUAUACAUGGAAAUUUUUGUGGCUUUACUUUCAUCUACCUUAGCUUUCUACCCAUACACAGUAGCCAAGCGAAACAGAAGUAAAGACAAACAGGAAGUUUGAUUUUUAAAAAAAGUGUUGAAAUUUAUUUUGCUAAUUCGUAUUAUCUCUGCUUGCUAGCCUGGUAAACAGACUCAUUGCUCGUACCAGAGACUUUUCCUUUCAAUCUUACCGCUCAAUACCAUUGAAGCUACCAUUGAAGCCUUUUUUUUCGUCUUUUUACCUUAAAAAUCUACAUACAACGAAUCUGGUCACUGUAUCUCCUGUUCUUCUUGUGUUCCCAUUCAGAUCUUACUUUUUGUCAUUGGUCGUUCUGAGUAUACUUUUCGUUUUUAAUACAUUGGUAUGGCAGACCAGUCAGGUAUAAAUGGAAAUGUUAAAGAAGGAAUUUCGUUCGGAAAUCUUCCUCGUCCUGAAUCGAAAGAGAAAAACAAGCUUAGCAUUUCCACUAAUGUUCAGCGACAGGCGCAUUCGGAGCCUGUAACCCCUGUUACUAGAAGCUCUAGAUCAUCCAUGGAUAAACCUGUUUUUCGUCCGGUAGCUAAAAACUCUGUCACAUUUGCUGCUGCUCAGGGUGCUGGUUUCAUACAGCCGCAGUUUGCGGAAUACCCAUAUACUCGGGCGAGCAGCCUAGCUUCUCCUCCGCCAAGUCCACAUUUUCUUAGAAGAAUUUCCUUUGAUACGUUUAAUAAUAAAGCUGCCUCAGAAUUUUCUCUAACUUUAAAAACUCAACAUCAAGCUUAUAAAUGGACUCGAGCAUCUCGAACUUUUCUAUGUGGGCUGGAUGAAAAUAUAUACUCUGAAUUUGCUGUGGAGUAUCUUUUUGAAUCUCUUUUAUCUGACAACGAUGAGGUGGUUAUAUUGCGAGUCAUUGAUCCUUCUUCCAGAAUGGCAGAAGAGUUAUCGGAUGAAGAUUCAUACCGCCUAAUGGCCGAAAACAUGAUGGCAACUUUACUCAAGAAAGUUGAUGAAGAAAAAGCUGUAUCUAUAAUAGUCGAGCUUGUCGUCGGGAAGCCUCAAGAUAUGAUUCUUCGAACUAUUCAUAUUUAUUCCCCCGACAGCUUAAUUGUAGGUACCAGGGGAAAACCUCUUAACAGUUUCCAAUCCCUUUUGUCCAGCGGAAGUGUUUCCAAAUUCUGUUUACAAAAAAGCCCGAUUCCAGUGAUUGUAGUACGACCUGAUAGAAAGAGGCUGCGUUCGAAAAAUAAGCGCCUUAAAGAUAAAACAAGAAAGUCCUAUAUGGAAAUUCUCGAGAAGAGCGGUCGCUAAUUUUAUCUGUGAUUACCCUUUUUAACUUCUGAAAAUUAAUGCCUUUCUAACACAUUACACGAAUUUUUUAUGUUACUUCCUAGUCUAUUAACUUAAUGACUUUCUUGAUUGGAUAAAUAUUAUGAGGACACAAGCUGUUCAAAGCCUUCGAUAAAUGUAUGUGAAAUGACUUUCAUGCUUAUGUGAUUCUUUAACUAAUAUUAU
Molecule: messenger RNA, 1515 nt
Organism: Schizosaccharomyces cryophilus OY26
Lineage: Eukaryota; Fungi; Ascomycota; Schizosaccharomycetes; Schizosaccharomycetales; Schizosaccharomycetaceae
Product: usp family protein
Exons: 1
Coding region: 388-1311 (307 amino acids)
Source: RefSeq, a predicted model, not a curated record